GUGAAGCGCCGGAUUUCCACUUACCGGCAAGCGUCAGUCAUAUAUUAUGCUAUCUACCGCGUGCAUGCCAACGUAUUAUCACGAAUCGAUCACCAAGUGCCUCGAACAUGCGGACAACGGCGUGACAAACGCAGGCAACGGUGCACGCCGUUUUGUUGAUACGUUGAGUUCUGUGUUCAGGCCGCGAAGGCCACCGCGUCCUUUCACGGUUUAGAAAUCGAUCCUCGUCGAUUUCGUGCAAAACUGCCGGAUCCCCGAGCCAGUGCAUACACAUUUUCGUGGAACGAUGACCUAAAACGUCAGCGUCCUUGACGGGAAAGUUCGGUAAAGUAGUAAACAAAAAAAGAAAUCAGAGUCGUCGAUUCGUCUCUAUUCGUUGCGAUUCGUGCAUCGGAGUAUCUACCAUUUCCCGUGAAUGUGUCUCCGAAUGGUCGAUACCGUAGGUACAAUAUCGAUUGUGUCGUUCGUCGUGAGUUUCGAACUGUUGGAUCGCGCGUGCAUCGCCCCCUGUCGCACGGUGUAAUCGAUCGAUCGACUUAUAUCGUUUACGGAGCCGCGUUGACGCGUGUUCGGAGUGGUGUUUCGUCGUGGAAAGCUGGAAACAGUCGUGAAGAAACUAGUGCAAAUGAUCGUUACGCGUGACCAUUCGGUGCGAGAUACUUUCGAGCGCGUAACAAGACGCCACGGUGUCCCGUGAAUAAUCGGUGCUGACGAACGAUAUAUAUCGAUUUUAUCGGGUGGUCAACCGAGAAAGUCGUUCAUUAGCAGAUCCGACGAAUAAUGUCGACGGGCAAGAGGCUGGCGAAACGCAGCAUAAUCGGCACCAGAGUGUGUGCUCCCGGCGAGGACGGGAAGUAUUAUAGCGGCGUAAUUCACGCCGUGAAAACGCCGGCGUCAGCCGCCUCCGAGUCAGGCCUUAGCAUUACACCGAAGACUCGUUACUCUGUGCGGUUCGAUUCCGUGCCUGGUGGACGUCCACCGAGUCCCAGCACCGAAUACUCCGAUCGGGACCUGAUCGGGCCAGGUUUCGGUUCCGUCACCACCGCGCGACUCGUGCCUGGACAGAAAGUUUAUUUGACGUACAACGGACGGGAAAUUCACGCCGAGAUCACGCAGCAUCGCGAGCAUCUCGACGAGGUGGACGUAAUCAUUGCUCCCAACGGACAAGAGACGAUGAGCUUGACCAAACGUAUAGACGAGGUCAGGUUGCUCGAGUCACGUAAGAGCGCUCGGCUGGCUGAUCAGGAUACCGAUUUCGCUAGGCUCGCCGAUAUGGCUGGUGACCGCAAACGGGCCUCUUCCCACUCCAUCGACGUGCCACACGUGAUCGGAUCCAGGAAGCGGCGACCAAGCUCGAGCAACGAUUCCGAACGGUUGUACAGCGGUUGGAACGAGCGAAUACCCCAUGGAUGCGGUCGCGAGGGUUGUCGUACCAACGAGCGCGGCGACUGCAUGGACGAAUGCACCGCCGCGCUGGUCCUCAUGUCGCUCUCAUGCUCGCCACACAGUCCUCACAAUCCCCUGCCACUUCACUGCCAAAACAAUUACGGUUCCUGGGGAGGUCGAGGAGGAGGGGGUGGCGGCGUCGUCGCCGGCUCACCAGGAGUCGGCGGCACGUCGAACAGCAGCAGCAGCAGCAGCAGCGGGGCUUCAUGGCGAAGUGGCACCCCCAGUCCACCCCUCAGCGACGAAGGGGCACCGACAACGGGCUCUCUAUGGCCGACACCGGCUCAUCCUGCGCACAAUCAGCAACACUACCCCUACAACGUGUCCGGCUCGUCGUCGAGCAGCACCCCUGGCUCGACCACCACCCUCGACGAGGGCAUAGUCCCCGAUUACCUCGAGGAGCAGCACCCCCGCAAGAAGAAGAUCCGAGCGAAAGGGAACCGCGACCCCAUCGAGAACGGACCCACGAACUGCGCGACCUACGAGAGCGAACAGCCAAAUGCGGCGGUGGUGUUCAAAUGCAUAUGGAAAGGCUGUCUGGAGAUCAAAACCACCGUAGCGCUGAUCGAGGAGCACGUGCGCCAAUCGCACUUGGGGCCGAAAAUAUCGAAAGGCAACGAUAGCGACGACAUGUCCGAUCACGAGGAGGAGUUCUACUAUCAAGAAGUCGCGAUGGAUCACAUGAGCUCGCCGCCGACGAUGUCACACCGGGACAUGGCCAGGCCCCCUCACGAGGAUCCGGAGUACCAGAAGCAGCUUCGUCUGGAGGCGGCCCCGGCGACGAACAACGCUGAGAACGUGCUGGUGGGAAUCCGGGAACGGAACACGGCGUUCACUAUUUCGCAAUCCCCGGGCACACCUAUCAAACACAUAAAGCUGUCGCCCCGGCCGUUCCAGGCGUACCAACAGAACAUGGGCCUGCUGACGGUGUCCACGGGCAAGAUGCCGUCCUCGCCGCGUCGAAUACGCGGCGAGACGAAGAAGUGCCGCAAGGUCUACGGUAUGGAGCAUCGGGACCUUUGGUGCACACAGUGCAAAUGGAAGAAGGCCUGCAGCCGUUUCGGCGACUAGGCCAAGGGAUCGACCCGCUCGUACGUCCGCGAGCGGAGAUUGUCGCCGUGCCGACCCCAGAGUUUGCCAAUGCUACGUUAAAAAUGAGAACGAAAACAAAACAA
Messenger RNA from Hylaeus anthracinus, 2621 nucleotides. It is a transcript of the gene Glut4EF, whose product is annotated as zinc finger protein 395. NCBI's taxonomy places the organism in Eukaryota, Metazoa, Arthropoda, Insecta, Hymenoptera, Colletidae. Gene Ontology annotation, biological process: regulation of transcription by RNA polymerase II. The transcript is spliced from 8 exons. Gene Ontology annotation, molecular function: DNA-binding transcription factor activity; RNA polymerase II cis-regulatory region sequence-specific DNA binding. Gene Ontology annotation, cellular component: nucleus. Bases 781 to 2517 code for a protein of 578 amino acids. The record is from RefSeq and is a predicted model, not a curated record.